AUGAUCUCCAGGUAUUUACUCAUCCUCUACCUGGUCCUUGCCGUGUCAGCAAAUACAGAGACAUUCCUGUUUCUGGUGCCCAAUUACUAUGACAUCCCGCUGCAUCCUCAGCCCUACACUCACCAACGACUUACUACCGUCAAUACGUCCACUCUGGUGAUGGUGGACUACCCGAUCCUCGACGUGUAUAACUACGAUUUGGCUAAAACAUCUGUGAGUAUACCGUAUCAGUUCACUGAGAAGCCUCAGAAUCAGCUUCUCGUCAAGCUCAACAACUAUGGCGAUGCGACAUUUGAUGCCAACGACGUCAUCAACGUCAAACUCUGCUGGCCAGCCACCAUUCCUGUAAAUUUCGACCUUAGCCAUCGUUUUAUCCGUGCACAUGACUUGGGGCUUGCACCAGAGCGUCUGGGAGGCGAUACUUUGGAUAUUUACGUGGUGUUGGAGUACCAGGCAGACUUCUACAGUGUGAGGGACGAUUUGGCGUCGUCAAUGGAGUUUAAUUUGGUAAUUGCGAAACUUCCGAACAGCUUACCCGUGCCUAUAGAGCUCUACGACUUCAUAGUGUAUUUGGUGGAUAUGUGCAUUUUGUUUGCAGCGAUGUAUGAGUAUGUGAUGGAGGGAAUAAAAAGGGCGUUUUUUUCUUGA
Messenger RNA from Sungouiella intermedia, 648 nucleotides. NCBI's taxonomy places the organism in Eukaryota, Fungi, Ascomycota, Pichiomycetes, Serinales, Metschnikowiaceae. The record is from the annotation of a GenBank genome assembly.